Molecule: messenger RNA, 930 nt
Organism: Salvia splendens (bonfire salvia)
Lineage: Eukaryota; Viridiplantae; Streptophyta; Magnoliopsida; Lamiales; Lamiaceae
Product: E3 ubiquitin-protein ligase AIRP2
Exons: 4
Coding region: 75-791 (238 amino acids)
Biological process (GO): protein ubiquitination
Molecular function (GO): ubiquitin protein ligase activity
Source: RefSeq, a predicted model, not a curated record
AAUUGUGUCAUCCUUUUAAAUUAAUUUGUCUUAUUUUAUCAUCUAAAAGUUAGAAAGUUUUUUGAGUAUCUCGAAUGUGGCAGAGACAGAUUAGAAGAUGUUCUUUGAGGGAAUCCAUCAAUGCCGUUGAAGCCGAUAUUCAUCAUGCCAACACUUUGGUGGCUGCUCUUCCAAGAGAUAUAAGAGAGGAUAAUUGUUUUAUUCAAAUGAAAUUAUCUUUGAGUCCAUUUGCACCAUUAUUGAUGUCUGUACUAGAAUGGAUGGAUUGCAGCUGUUUCGACACUUUCCUCACUUGUUUAGGUCUCUUUCACGUCCUUGUCUACCAGGUAUACGUUGACGACAUGCCGAUUGCAAACCCAGAAGAAAGGCGAGCGUCCCUCCGCGAAUUCUACGCUGUGAUAUACCCCAUGCUAAAGCAGCUCGAAGGGAAUCUCGAGGGACUAACGCAGGCGCCAGACGACAACGUAAAUAAGGAGGAGGACGAAGAAGAGGAAGAAUGUGGGAUAUGCAUGGAGAUGGAUUGCAGAGUUGCACUCCCCAAUUGUGGCCACUCUAUGUGCAUCACAUGCUUCGAGGAGUGGUACGUUAGGUCGCGGUCGUGCCCCUUCUGCCGAGGCAGCCUCAAGAGAGUCACCUCGGCCGAUCUUUGGGUUCUAACAAGUAGGUCUAACGUGGUCGACGCCACCACUCUUGCUAAGGACAACCUCAGGAGCUUCUACCUCUAUGUUCAAAACUUGCCUCUUUUGGCAUCCCACCAAGACAGCUUGCUCAUGUACAAUUAUCUCAUCUAGUUGAUUUAAUGUGUAUACAAAGAUUAUGUACAGAUUGCUAUUAGUGGCGGAUCCAGAAUAUAAUUUUAGAAGGAGCCUAUCGAUUAGGUUGAAAUAGUUUGUAGCUUGAAGUAAACCAACAAGGGAAAAUAUUUUUUAA